This is a messenger RNA of Naumovozyma dairenensis CBS 421, 1068 nucleotides long. Its product is annotated as GID4/VID24 family protein. The record is from RefSeq and is a predicted model, not a curated record. The transcript has a single exon. Gene Ontology annotation, biological process: protein catabolic process in the vacuole; protein targeting to vacuole; proteasome-mediated ubiquitin-dependent protein catabolic process. The coding region runs from base 1 to 1068 and encodes 355 amino acids. Gene Ontology annotation, cellular component: GID complex; extrinsic component of membrane. NCBI's taxonomy places the organism in Eukaryota, Fungi, Ascomycota, Saccharomycetes, Saccharomycetales, Saccharomycetaceae.
AUGAAGAAUAAACCAAAAGCAUUCGAAGGUUACAAUAAUAAUAAUAAUAACUCAGUCAAUAAUGAGAAGGAGAGAGAUGAAGUUCUUGAAAAACGAGAGGCAGAAAAACUGCAAACUCUCAUAAGUAGUUUUCAUGAAGAGGAAAAGACAUAUUCGGGACACGUUGAACUACCAGACAUAAAGGCGUUGCAAAUAUCGACAUCGCAAAUAUUUGGUUUUGAUGAGAAUAAUUCGGAAGGUUGGGCAUCCUCCUUAUUUUCAUCCUCGUCUGAUGACAGUAGGAAAGAAAGUUCUUAUGAAGAAAUAGCUGAUGAAACCAACAUUAGAAAUAAAAAGUCAUAUAAAGACGAGAGCGAAACUGAAAUGGAAAAUUCGACGUCAUUAUGUUGUCUUGAACCACAAACAACAAUGUUUUUAAAACCUGGUAUGGAGUUUGUUGGAUUCCAAGUAUCUGGGUAUAAAAAAUAUACUAUUGAGGUUAAUUUACAUAAUAUGGAAUUACCUUGUUCCAAGCAUGUUUCUCCAAAUCCUCAUAUAUAUGGUAUUAUUACUAUUAUUGGACUUACGGGACAUCACCAAAGAUUAAGUACAUAUUUCGAAGGGUUUGUUUGUGGUAAUGAACGGUUUGGGUUUUUGUCUUCUAGUUGGCCUCAAGAUAGAGAUCAUUCUGACUUUUUCAAUGGUGACGAAUCUGAUAUAGCAUAUUGGUCCAAAUUGAAACCGUUCGAGAAAGUGUUUAGUCCACAACAUUUAUGGCUGUAUACAGAUUACGAUAAAGAUUUAAGACAUUCAUUUAGAAAAUUGACAAAAAAAUAUUGCGAUAAAGAACUAAGGGAAAGAUAUAUAUUUAUGAAAUGGAAAGAAAAGUUUUAUAUUACAGAUACAGUGGAAUAUUCGAUUAAUGGGGCAUCAUAUGAAGGAUUUUAUUAUAUUGUUCAUGAUAGAUUGAUGGGGACCAUAGAAGGAUAUUUUUACGAAGAAGGUGGGCAAAGGUUUCAACAUUUGGAACUACAACCUUUAUUAAAACCAUCUAGCGAACAUUUUAGCAGUUCAUUUGAAUUUCGUUGA